AGGUGGCCUUUUAGAGCCACCAGUCAUAAAAGAUUACUUGGUGAAAGGGGACCGAUUCACAAAGUGGAGUGAUGACUCGUCUCGCACCUCCCCUGUCAUGAUGAAAAUGGAUCCGAAGGGCUUUUACCUCUACUGGACUCAUCAGAAUAAGGAAAUGGAAUUUGUAGACAUUGCCACUAUCCGAGAUACAAGAUCAGGAAAAUAUGCUAGAAUUCCAAAGAACCCAAAGGUCCGGAAUGUCUUCAACUUGGAUUUUCCUGACAGCCAUCACCUUGCAAAAACACUAACUAUAGUUACAGGCCUAGACAUGGUGAACCUGACAUAUCACAACUUCUUUGCAUACAAGGAAAACAUACCCCAGAACUGGGCAGAGGAUGUUCUCGCUAUUGCUUACAACCCUAUGAGGAUCAAUGCUUGCAGACAGGUCUUUCUGGAGAAAAUAUAUGUCCGUAUCUCUUUGCAGAGAAAUAAAGAUGGCAAGAUACCUGUGAAAAAUAUUUAUAAGAUGUUUCCUGCAGACAAGAAGAGAGUAGAAGCUGCUUUAGCUGCAGCCCAUCUCCCUAAAGGGAAGGGUGACACGAUGAAGCCAGAUGUCUUCACUGAAGCUGCCUUCAAGUCAUUCCUGAUGAACCUCUGUCCCAGACCAGAAAUUUAUGAAAUAUUCACAUCUUACUCUGCCAAGGCAAAGCCUUACAUGACAAAGGAGAACUUCACUAAAUUCAUCAAUGAGAAGCAGCGUGACUCACGACUCAAUGAGACCCUUUUUCCCCUGAUAAAACCUGAACAGGUCAAGAACCUGAUUGAGAAGUAUGAGCCUACUUCAUCAAAUGCAAACAGAGGCCAGAUCUCUCCAGAAGGGCUGUUGUAUUACUUAACUGGGCCUGAAACAUCCACUGUUACUCCGGACAAGCUUGGCAUUUGGCAGGAUAUGAUGCAACCUCUGCCUCACUACUUUGUAAAAUCCUCACACAAUACUUACCUCACAGCGGGCCAGUUUUCAGGGGUGUCCUCCCCAGAGAUGUACCGACAGUGUCUCCUGGCGGGUUGUCGCUGUCUGGAGCUCGACUGCUGGAAGGGAAAACCACCGGAUGAAGAGCCAAUCAUCACCCAUGGAUUCACCAUGACCACAGAAAUCCUUUUCAAGGACGUCAUUGAAGCUAUUGCAGAGAGCGCAUUCAAAACUUCUAAGUAUCCUGUCAUCCUGUCUUUUGAGAACCAUGUUGACUCGGUCAAGCAACAAGAAAAGAUGGCCAAUUACUGCAAGACAAUAUUUGGAGACGCUUUGCUUGUAGAUCCACUUGAGAAAUACCCACUAAAGCCAGGACAUCAAAUACCAAGCCCUGCAGAACUGAUGGGGAAAAUUCUGAUCAAGAACAAGAAGAACAGCAAAGAGGCACCCACCCAUGCGACAGUCAAGAAACCGGCUUCUGAGGACCAACAGCAACCUCCUGCCAGCACAAACCAACAGCAAGAUAGCCCUGAGCAAGACAACCAAGCGUGUUCUGAGGUGGAGGGGCAAGAUCCUUCAAAAGACACGCAAGAUCCUCCAAAAGACAAUCAAGAACCUUCAAAAGAUGUGCAAGAUGACCAGGAAGAGCAGGAAGAUGAGCAAGAUGAGGAAAAGAUGAAAAACUCUGAUGAGGGUACAGCUGGUCAAGAAGUAACCGCCUAUGAGGAAAUGUCAGCUUUGGUGAACUACAUACAGCCAAAUAAAUUCAUCUCUUUUGAAAAUGCCAGAAAAAAGAACAAGAGCUAUUCAAUUUCCUCUUUUGUGGAGACAAAGGGGGGAGACUUGCUCACCAAAUAUCCAGUGGAAUUUGUGGAAUACAACAAGAGGCAGAUGAGUCGGAUCUACCCCAAAGGGACGAGGAUGGACUCCUCCAACUACAACCCACAACCCUUCUGGAAUGCUGGCUGUCAGAUGGUAGCACUCAACUAUCAGACUAUGGAUUUUCCCAUGCAGCUGAACAUGUCUUUGUUUGAAUUUAAUGGAAGGACUGGUUAUCUCCUCAAGCAUGACUUUAUGAGACGGCCAGACAAGAAGUUCAACCCGUUUGCUGAUAGGAUUGACUCUAUUGUGGCAACUACUCUGAAAAUCAAGAUCUAUUCAGGCCAGUUCUUGACUGAGAAGAAUGUGAAGACAGGUGUGGAAGUGGAGCUGAUUGGUUUGCCAGGAGACCCCAAACGCAAGUACAAAACCAAGUGGUCACCCACAGCUAAUGCCAUCAAUCCAGUGUGGAAUGAAGAGCUGUUUGUGUUUGAGAAGAUUCUUGUACCAGACAUGGCGUCUCUCAGGAUAGUAGUUCUUGAGGAAGGUGGCAAGUUCAUUGGACACAGAAUACUCCCAGUCUAUGCCAUACAGUCAGGCUAUCAGCACAUAUGCCUCCGUACUGAAAGCAACAUGCCACUCACUCUGCCUGCAUUGUUUGUGUACAUCGAGGUCAAAGAUUACAUUCCGGAAUCUUUUGCUGGGUUCACAGAUGCUUUAUUUAAUCCUUUAAAAGACAAGCCUGUGAAACCUAAGCCCGUAGAGCAUCAGCCUGAUGCUGAGGAGAAACCUGCUACUGAGACAUCGAGUGAUAAAACUUCUGAAACUCAAGUGGCUCCACAGCCAGAAAUAAACAAUGAUGCAGAUGUUUCUGCCCCAGAGGCUAAAGUUACUCCUAACCCGGUGGAUGAUGCUGCUGAAAUCACAACUAAUAAAUCUACGUCUGUUGAGCCUAUCUCUGCCCAAUCUGCAGAAUCUCAGUCUACAGAAACAGACCCUGCUCAAAUGUCUGAACCUGCUUCAUCAACAGAACCUGACCCUAUUCCUUCCACACUACCUGAUCCUACCCCAUCUUCUGAGUCUACUCCAUCUGCAGAACCUGAGCCUGUCCAUCCAAAUGAACUUCCACAAUCUAUUGAACCAGACCCUGCCCCAUCUACCGAACCAGAACCUCCCCAAUCUACUGAAUCUGACCCUGCCGCAUCUACCAAACCAGAGCCUGUCCAGCCUAUCGAACCUCCCCAAUCUAUUGAACCAGACCCUGCCCAAUCCUCUGAUACUGCACCCACUCCUUCUAGCGAACCUGAAGCUGCCCAAACUACUGAAUGUGACUCUGCCUCACCUGCCAAAACUGAGGUCAUCCUAUGUUCUGCUGUAAUCACAAACACAUCUUCCCCUGAAGCGCCCGCUGACUCCACCAAUGAAUCAACAAGAACUGUUCCAGAGCCUUCAACAACAACAGUUGAAGAGCUAAAGCAGCACAAGAAUUUUGUUAAAACCACCAAGAAACAGGAGAAAGAGUUGAAAGAAAUAGAAAAGAAGUUCCAGAAGAAAGCAGACGACAUGACUCAGAAAUACAGCACUCAGUUUAAGAACCUCAGCAAUGCGGACAAAAAGAGGUGCCAGAGGAAGAAGGAAAGCAGUGAUGACAAGUCAGAUUCUAGUUCAGAGAAAGUAAAAGAACUGAUGGAGAAAUUCCACACAGACCUAAAGGCACUGUAUGAGGAGCAAUAUGAGUUCAUCAAAAAGAAGAAAGAACAGCACGGCUCAGAGCAAUCAACCAAGCUACUGGAUAUAGCAAAAGAUAAACAUGCAAGUGAGAAGAAGGCAAUGAAAGAUUCCCUUGAUAGUCAAACUAAAGGCAUGAAGAAGAAACUUGAAGCAAAAAGGAAUGAAAAACUCAAUGCCUCAACCAAGUCUGGGUUAGACAAAGCUACACAGGAGAAGACAAAAAAGGAGCUAAAUAAUGCCCUCACCGAAGAGGUGGUACAAAUGACUAAAGAGCUGGCAGACAAUAAUGCUGUUCAACAGGAGAUGCUAGAGAAGAAACAAGCUGAUACUCUGGAGGAAAUUAAAGGAAUUACAAACCAGCACAGUGAGGAAGCAAAUGCUGAAUAUGAGGAGAAAAUGAAGUCUCUCCUCAGCCGUAUCCACGAGGCCGUGAACUCUUGUGUUAGUCCUCACUUCCCAGACCAAGCAGAAAAACUCCUGGAAAACAAGGCUGCUGCCAUUGGUGACCCAGAUUCAAGUUGUCAAUAUGGUGAUGUCUAUCUCGGCUAGAGCCACAGUACCUCAGGUUUUGUUUUAUUGGGGUUCUAGAAAAACACUUAUUUAUUGUAAAGUUUAAUAUAUCGAAAUGAACUGACUUGUUUAAAAAUCCUGAGAAACAAAAAAGUCUAUACCGACUGGAAGAUCAGGAGGAUAUCAUGCUUUUCCUUGUUUUAAUCAUGGAAAUGAGAAAACUAUUGAGAAAACUAUUGAGAAAUCAUUUUUAAUAUCUCAAUACCUGAAUGGUAAUAUGUUAUAGAAUAGGUGACAACCUGAUUAAAACUGUUAGGGUUAUACUAUCUCUCUGCUCUACACUCCCUCAGUUUUCAUCUUUCUUUGACCAAAUUACAUUCAAAACCUUGUGUGAUGGUUUUCAACCAAAAAAAUAGAAGCAGCUUUCAAAAAAGGAAAAUUUGCUUUUUAAAACCAUGUUCCAGAUAAUAUGAAAUGAUUACAAAUGCAACUGUUAACCUACUUACAAAAAAGUCUCCCUGUAACCCAUCUAUCAAUAGCAACAAAGCAGUAAAUUACAUUUUCACAGCUCAAUUCAACUUCUAGCUACCUACUGUAUGGCCUUAUUAAUUUAACACACCCCCCCCCCCAUACUUACAUUCAUCACAUUAUCUGGGGGAAAAGUUAAUUAAUCUGGAAAAUGUACUGUUAUUGGUUGACAAGUUCAUAAUCAUAGAGUAAAAUGAUUAGAAAGCAUGCAUUAUUUUUGUUGGAUUCAUAUCUAAAAUUAUUAGAGAAUAUUAAAUAUUUUAUUAUGUUUUCUGGCCAGAACUAGAUUUAUGUACAUUUCGUGAAGCUGUCUGUUAUAUUUGGAAAAAAUAUUUAUUUAUUUUUAAUUUCUUGUUUAUUAUUUCCUAUUAGGUAAAACUACCAAUGGAUUGUAAUGUAUAGGAAUGACAGGAGAACAAUCUUAGUUUCUAUUUAUUCUUGUUGCUUUCAGGAAAGGAAAAGGAUUCUGGUUAAAAAAAAUGAGUUUAAUUCAAAAUAGAAAUAAUUUUUGACAGAGAUUAGAAAGAGGCACGCUAAUUUUGGUAUUAUGGGGUCUUAAUAACACUAUGCACUGUUUUUAUGAGGGAUUUUUUUGUAACUGAAUUCACGAAUAAACAUCAACGCCAAAAACAAUUUAGAUAUUGUAAAUCACACUUUUUGCUUAUCAUCAAGCACUAGGACAGAGGCAAUAAAAGACCAGCCUACUUGUGUUUUAAACAAUUGAAAUCAUGAGCAUAAUGUAUUUACAUUCUUAUUAAUACAGUAGAAUGCUUCAAAAUACUGUACUUAAUAAACAAUGAUAAAGUGUAAAUGUAGGACUUGAUGACAGCUUUCUGUAGUUCCAGUUGACCCUUCCUUUUCAACAGGAAACCCAUUAGAUACCAUGACUGGAUGUUCUAUUGACAAGUGGAUUUGAUUUCACCUCUGAUAAGACUUUAGGUACUAACAAAUAAAUAUUUGUUAGUACCUAAAGUCUUGUCCCGGGUGAAAUCAAAUCCUGAGAAAUCCCAAAAAAAUAUUUUAAAAUAAAUAUUUGACAAAUAUUUAUUUUAAAAUAAGUGAGUCCUGCUAUAAAAGCUUUGUAAUUUUAGGUCACCUGUUGAAAUACAGUUUUUCCAGGAUGCACCACCUCUUUGCAGGUUACUAUGAAAAUGCUUAAACAAUCUGAGCUUUUUUUAAUUGUGUAAAUACACAUUCUGGCAUUUGUUUAAAACAAACACUAAAUUGACUUGUAAGAAAUACGGUACCUGAAAAUUACAUUUCUCCUGUUUUAGCCUUUAAAAUAUUUUCUAAUUAGUUCAUUGCUAUGUUCUGAAUUAUCCUUUGCUAUGGCACUGCAUUUUAAACUACAUUUUAAAGAAAAUAAUCCCAAAGUAAAUAUA
Molecule: messenger RNA, 5919 nt
Organism: Lepisosteus oculatus (spotted gar)
Lineage: Eukaryota; Metazoa; Chordata; Actinopteri; Semionotiformes; Lepisosteidae
Source: RefSeq, a predicted model, not a curated record